ACGAGAGAUCGGAUGAGUGGUUCAUGUGUUGGGAUACGAUUUAUACUUGAAUCUAUGUCGAAUUCAGAAUGGAGACCUGGACUAAUCAAGCAUUUUGAACGUGCGAUGUUAAACAUGUAUAAUGGUGUUACUGAUCCUCUCGGAAAUUGUUAUAUUUGUACGACUAAACACGUGGGAUAAAGCGUCAGUCGACGACUAAAUACUCCAAUGUGAUCUAUUUUCCCCCAUCGUUACAGGGAGCCACGAUGACGGUUCGGAGAAAGGGAAACAACAAAGAACUUGAGGAUGAAUUGUUUACAAGGACUAGUUGGGUAAAUGCUGCAGAGGCUUAUAGACAAGUCAAAAAGGGGAAAGCAGACGGUAACAAAGGUGCUCUGUGGUUACGAUGUCACUUACAAAAUUACUUGUUUGCCAUAGGCAGUUUCAUUGACUUACAUUGUGGAAAAGUUCUUUUCGUGGGAUUAUUGCUACUUUCAUUGUGUUGUGUUGGCUUGAAAACGGCUAAAAUAGAAACUAACAUCGAGGAAUUAUGGGUUGAAGAGGGAGGUCGAUUGGAGGAGGAGUUGGAUUAUACUCGGAAUACUGUAAAUACGGGGAGUGGAAUUACGAGUGAACUUAUUAUACAAACGCCUAAAGUAAAGGGCAGUAAUUUAUUAGAUGUGCAAUCAAUGCAACUUCAUUUAGAGACAUUACGAAAAGUAACACAGAUUGAAGUGGACAUGUUUGAACAAUCAUGGAAUUUUAAAGACUUGUGUUUUGUAGCUGAUUUUCCAGAAUUUGAAGAGAUGUAUUUAAAUGCAAUUUUAAGCCAUAUAAAACCAUGUAUCAUUAUGACUCCAUUGGACUGUUUUUGGGAUGGUUCCAAACUUCUUGGACCAGAACGAGAUUUCCAUCCAGAAUUGGGUAUUCAAUUGAUGAAAUGGACAAAUUUGAAUCCAGAACAGUUAAUAGAUAUGAUGAGAAAUGAAAUUCCUUCUGUAUAUAUUGAAGCUAUUGAAGAUGUUAUGAAAAGGGCCGGUGUCACUACAGCAUAUCAGGAAAAGCCAUGUUUAGAUCCUACAGAUCCAAAUUGUCCAUCUUUAGCACCUAACAAACAAUCAAGGGAGUUGCCAGACAUUGGUGGUGCACUAACGGGUGGUUGCUAUGGUUUCGCCACAAAAUACAUGCAUUGGCAGGAGGACCUGAUUGUGGGAGGCAUUUCCAGAAACAAAACUGGCCACAUUGUCAGAGCGGAGGCCAUGCAGUCUAUUGUACAGCUUAUGGACGAUCAGCAACUCUUUGACUUCUUCAAGGUCACCAGUAAAACGAUUAGCAUUGACUGGACACCGGACAAGGCUAAGGCCAUUCUGGAAGCAUGGCAGAGGAAAUUUGCACAGGUUGUCAAUGGAAUGGGCAAUUCAACAUCACCUGAUCAGAUGUUAGGGUUUUCAACUACCUCGCUGAUGGACAUCAUGAAAGAAUUCUCUAACGUUAGCAUCGUCAGAGUGGUGUUUGGCUACGUUCUUAUGGUAUUUUAUGCCUGUGUUUCAUUGCUGCGGUGGAACAAUGGAGUUCAAUCUCAAAGUGGUGUUGGAGUUGCCGGCGUUCUCCUUGUAGCAUUGUCGGUGGCAGCAGGUCUGGGGAUAUGUUCUGUGUUAGGGAUACCUUUCAAUGCCUCUACUACACAGAUUAUUCCAUUCUUGGCAUUAGGACUUGGUGUUGAUGAUAUGUUUCUGAUUGCACAUACAUACUAUGAAAAUGGCAACAAAAGAACCAUACCCUUUACAGACCAGACUGCAGAAUGUCUAAAGAGGACUGGAGUGUCUGUGCUUUUGACUUCUGUCAAUAAUAUGCUGGCUUUCUUCUCUGCUGCCAUUAUCCCAAUACCUGCUCUCAGGGCAUUCUCGCUACAGGCUGGUAUUUUGAUCCUCUUCAACCUGGGUUCAGUAUUGUUGGUGUAUCCAGCCAUCUGCAGCUGGGACCUAAAGAGGAAGGAAGACAAACGGGUGGACAUCUUCUGUUGUAUCCAGAGUUAUGCUGAGAACAACAACAAUACAGUGAUUGAUCUGGCUCCUAGUCGUAACGAGUUUGAGAUGCGUGAUCAGAGCCCUCCUCCCUGCUACAGUGCCCCGCCCCCUAGUUACAGUCCCAGUCCACCACCUAGUUACAAUGCUGUGGUCAAUGCAGGGCCGGAUGGGGACCAUGUCGUCACUUCCCUUGCCCCAGAGGGCUUGUUUGUGGCGAGACCAUCCCCUCUUCCUACAUUGUGCCCUUCCACAACUUCUUCACGCCAGUGUUUGACCCCUGAUGACCGGGUUAGCUGUAGAGAGCGCUUCGCCCAGGCUCAGAGGGAAUGUCUCAGCUUGAGCCUUACUAGCUUCGCUACACGACGGGUUGGACCCUUUUUGAAGAAACCUCCAGUCAAGGUUUUCACAGUGUUGUCAUUUGUUAUCGUGUUGAUGGUCAGUAUCUAUGGCAUUACCAAAGUAAAGGAUGGCCUUGACCUUACCGACAUUGUUCCCAAGGGCACUAACGAAUACAAGUUUCUAGACGCACAGUCGGAUUACUUCGGCUUCUAUAAUAUAUACCUAGUCACAAAGGGAGAUUUCGAUUACCCUAACAACCAGCCCUUACUAUUGGAAUACCACAAGUCAUUUCAAAGUGUAGGCAAAAUUAUCAAGCGUGAAGAUGGCUCCUUGCCCAACUUUUGGCUGAUCAUGUUCCGCCAGUGGCUGGAAGAAUUGCAGUCAGUCUUUGAUCGUGAGUAUUCGGAGGGACGGUUGUACCGGGACGGGUGGUAUAGAAACGCUUCAGACAGUGGAAUACUGGCAUAUAAGCUGUUAAUCCAGACUGGAGAUGUGGACACCCCUUACGACAAGAAUCUGUUCCCUAACAACCGUAUGGUAGAAAAUGGCAUUAUUGCCCCCAAAGCAUUCUACAGCUACCUCACAGCUUGGACAUCUAACGACCCCAUGGCAUAUACUGCAUCCAUGGCUGACUUCCACCCCCCAACCAAGGACGAGCCUCACGACUCCUACGACUACGAACUCAAAAUAUCCAAAGCACAACCUUUGAUUUAUGCCCAGAUUCCAUUUUAUCUCACCAACCUGUCCGACACGGAGGACAUUCUGCAUACAAUCAAGAUGAUACGCGCAAUCUGUGACUCGUUCGCCGAGCGAGGUUUACCAAACUAUCCAAGUGGUGUACCAUUCACAUUCUGGGAGCAGUACAUCAACCUUCGCUUCUAUUUGAUGCUGUCAAUCCUGUGUAUCUUAGUUGUCACCUUUAUUGUGAUCACCAUUGUCCUUAUGAAUCCCUGGCUGGCCAGCAUUGUGGUUGUUGUUCUGACCAUGAUAGUGGUUGAGCUCUUCGGGAUGAUGGGACUGACUGGCAUUAAACUAAGUGCUGUACCUGCGGUCAUCCUUAUCGUCAGUGUUGGCAUCGGCGUGGAAUUUACAGUACAUGUGGCAGUGGGUUUCCUUACUGCCAUUGGAUCACGAAACAGACGUACAGUCAUUUCCCUACAGCAUACCUUUGCUCCAGUUGUCCAUGGUGCCAUUUCAACGCUUUUGGGAAUCGUCAUGCUCUUAAGUGCAGAGUUUGAAUUCAUUGUCAAAUAUUUCUUCAAUGUACUGGCCGCAUUGGUUGUGAUUGGUCUUCUCAACGGCUUGGUGUUAUUGCCUGUGCUUCUGUCCCUCUUGGGACCGAAAGGAGAGGUGAGGCCCAAGGGAGAGCACCCAGAUAGACUAGAAACACCAUCACCAGAACCGUCACCAAAACCAAAGAAAAAAGUACCAGUGCGCACAAGGAGUAGUCGGAGGUUAUAUCCCAGAGUGGCAUCUGACAACUCCUUGACGACAAUCACAGAGGAACCAUCACAAUACUCCUCUCAUGAAAUCAUAGUGGAGCCAGAGGUUGUCGUGGAAACCACCCAGGUUCCUAUGGUUGUCAACUAUGACAGUAGCAACAACAGUAGUAGAAAUAGUACACCACCAGGUUCUACUGCCUCCACACCACUAGCAUCCCACAUCACACGGGUAAAGGCUACAGCCACUGUCAAGGUGGAGGUCCAUACGCCCAUUAUGCCUGGAGGCACAGUGGAAAUGUCAGUGUCAAAUCAAAACCGCAAAAGCAAAAGGCGGAAAUUGAAAGAAUUAGAAAAUUCAGAUUCAGAUUCCAGUAGUAAAUCCUAGCAGAAGAUGUAAUUCUGUUUGGACGAUUGGAAGGUGCUAAGGUCCUGCGUUAUAUAUAUAGACAGAUACCAGGCAUCAUGUGAGGACUUUGUUGUCCUUUCUUCAAUGCUGUGCCACAUUUCUCAGUAUUCUCUCAAAUAUGGUUGUGUGUUUUCCAUUACUUGGAAGACUGUACCAGUAAUUGCUAAACUGUGAUGUUCGAGGUUACCUGGGGAGUGGAUGUGUCGUCAGGAGUCCUAUAACCAUGUCCCGGCACAUCCAUCCUCCAGGAGAAUCGCUGAGUGACUGGACACUCGUAUUUCUGUUCAUACUUAUAAUAAUUAAUAUAAAGGCAGCUGAACUUCAAUGCUAGAGGACAGCUGUGUAUGCUAAUGGCCAGUGUUAUCCUUCAGAUCAAUGCUAAAUAAAUCUCAGGUGUGUGAAACAAAACUUCGUUAGCAGGUGUGCAGCAUGCAAGCUCAACUCUUCAACCUACUGUUGUUACGUGUUCAAAAAACGACACUGGGAAUAACUAUGCAAGUUGUGUUGAUAAAAAGAAAACAUUUACGACUUGGAUUCACGUAGUUAAUCUUCAAACUUGUCAACGGUGAUGGAGCGUGUGGUGUCAAGCACAGACCUAACCCUAAGAGUGGACUGCAUGUGUAUUACACGGGUUUCAAGCUUAACAAGCUUGUGAUUGCUUUUUCAAGGAAGGAUGAAAUGUAGAGAAUAUAUUGUAACUUCCAUGUUACAAAAUUAAAAAGAGACAUGCUCCUUCUAUUGUGAUGUGUGGAGUAAGACUUGAAAGCUCUUCAUUCAGAUAUGAGAUGACAGAUGCUGUCACUGUACUGGUCAUCUGGUACGUCUUGUUUCUGCUUACUACGGGUACUGUAUAAUAAAUAUUAUUAUAUGUUGAUUGUCCUAAAGCAAAUGUCAUUUAAUAUUAUAAAUCCUGUUAAUGUCAGGGGACUUACUCAUUAAAAAUAAACUAUGAAAUACGCCAGAUUGUUGGAAGAUUAACCAUGAAAAAGACAACCAAUUCAUUUUUUUCCAGUCAAUUUUUUUCAUUAAUAUUUUUCUUAAUUUUUUUGGACUUCUACAAAAAAAAAAAAGUUUUUUUUUAACAUCAUAUUUCUUUAGUUUUCUGUCAUAGUUAAAAAAAAAUUACUUGCAUACUUUUAUAAGAAAUGAACAAGCAAUUACAAUAAUGUUUUCAAGACUUUUCAGUUCAAUCUUUGAUCAAUCUGGCUUUAGAUGUAAAAUGUUGACACCAAUAUUUUUUAUUAAAUAAUUGAUGUAUUUUAUUUAUUUAUGAAAUAAAAAACAAAUGUUAUCAUUCAGCAGAGAAGCAUAGCACUUACUCCUAUAAUCUUAAAAGUAUUAAUAAAUGGUGCUGUGCUUCUGUGCAGAAUUUUGCUCACAAUAAAAGUUGUAAAAAUAAUUUUGUUACCAUGUAAGAUAUUCUGUAUGUAGGAGUUACUAAGUUUAUUAUCAGAGGCGAGAUGUUUGUAUAUGUACAAACCUAUGUAUUAAGAUGUAAAAAUUAUUUGUAUAGUGCUGUUAUCAUAAUAAUUUGAAUAGGGAUGCCAACAAGAAGAUACAAAGUAUUAUACACUGGGGUGUGGGCGGCACAGAUUUGGGGUUAAUCUUAAUCAGCGAUAUGUUUGUCACAGACGAUUUUAAUUAUAAGUUAUCAAGGGCAUUGAUGACAUUGUCAGAUGGAAAGUUACUGAUAGUGGGCAUUAUUGUAUUUACAAAUAUAUGAAGUUUAUUUUUAUCCUAGAAACCUGUUCUUAUAUUAAAAAGCAUAAAACAGAGGGAAGGGGUUUGUAAAUGGUCAGGACACUACUAAAACAUGAGACUGAGUACUCAAACAGAAUUUCAACAUUAGAUUUUCAAAUUGUUAUAUGGUCUUGGGGUGGGAAAGAAAGUUUGGGGGAGAGAGAAAGAAGGAAAGAAAGUUGGGAGAGUGAGAGAUUAGGAAUGGGUGAGAGUGGUGUGUAGGGGAUGAACUUUGGGGUGGACAAUAUACACCUCCCAGGUCUGUGCUGAACCAAUACUCAAUGUUGUAAGUCUUUUGUAUAGCAUUCCUUAGUACAAGUUCAUCUUAAUGGAUGCUUUGGACAGAAUUUAUUUUAUUAUUAUUUUUUUUAAUUUCCAUCAACGAUUUGUGUACUCUAAGCCUAGUUCCAUUACUAUUGUUAUGUAAAAACCUACCCUAUUUAUUUCAGUGUUGCAAUGUAUUGACUCCAGCUGUCCAAGCAUUCAUUAAGAUAACCAUUGUACACAUAUUGUAACAUUCUUUUUAAUUAUUGAAUGAUUUUAAACCAAAGAUGUUUUCAUUAUAGUAUUGUUUGUAGAACCUCAGGCAUGUAUAAAGACCCUUGUGUCUUAAGUCAUUUGCGUUGUUAGUCCCCACCUUGAUUUUAAAGAAGAAAGUUUUUUUCAUAGUGCUCACAUAUCUUCUGCUCAGAUUAAGAUAUUUUCAAAAAAUUAAAAUAACAAAUGAUGUAGAAUGGCAAAAUCUAUCUAUAUCUCCUUUAAAAUUCUAAGAAACUUUGGAAAAGAAUGAGUGGCUUUAAUUAAGUGUAGUUCUUGUUCCAGUUUUAUUUCCUCUUUUUGUUCUGUAAAAUUUAUAAAGAAAAAAAAAAGAUUUUUUUCUAAAUAUCAGGGUAGAAACUGUUAGAAAUCCUUCUGUGGCAUGGGUUCAUGGUUAGUAUGAAACCCUGGAGCCAGUUUUGAUUAACUACAAACUUCAGUUUCUCAGUGUUUUUGUUGUCCAGCAUUUCAUUAUUAUGUACAAAACUUCAAUAAAAAACACAUUUUUUUUAUAACUUUCAUAAUUAUAUACAAUUUUGGUCAUGUGUAUGCAGUUAAAAAAAACUUUAUCAUCAAAAUCCGUAUUUACCUUACAUGUUGAGAAUUAUUUUCUGAUAUUGAAAUCAACAAAAUUCCUGAUAUUAAAUUCUUUAUUUAAACAUACCAUAAUAUGUUUUUUGAGUACUGUAAGUUAAGGCCAGUCUUGAGUGAUUGAAGAAAUGGCAGGUUAGCGAUGACAAGUAGCUGUGAUAGUACCACAGUGAACCCUACACUGCCUUUGCUGUCAAAACUUUUUGUCAGUUUUUUGUCUUGUUAUAUUUACAUUGAUUCUUUAACAUGUGCCCUUCAUUGAGCCCCAGCCUGCCAUGCCAUACUAUGGCAGAAUGUCCCUGCUUUACCAAAUAAUACACACUUCAGUGACUUUCAUUACCUCAGUAUAUAGGGCACACCAUGUGGCAGGCCUGGGGCCCAAGACGGGGUGAUUUGCCUGUGAUAGGCCUUUGAAAGGUGUAUAAUACUCAACUAAGAUGUAAAUGGUAGAUAAAUAUUGCCCUUCUUACUGUGUUCAGGCCCCACAGAGAGGGGGUAAUGUAUGUGUAAACUACCACAUACACAAAUAAUGAAUAAAAUGAAAGAAAUGAACUUA
Pecten maximus is the source of this 7617-nucleotide messenger RNA. RefSeq names its product protein patched homolog 1-like. Gene Ontology annotation, cellular component: plasma membrane. The transcript is spliced from 28 exons. The coding region runs from base 246 to 4172 and encodes 1308 amino acids. Gene Ontology annotation, molecular function: hedgehog family protein binding; smoothened binding; hedgehog receptor activity. The record is from RefSeq and is a predicted model, not a curated record. Lineage: Eukaryota; Metazoa; Mollusca; Bivalvia; Pectinida; Pectinidae. Gene Ontology annotation, biological process: smoothened signaling pathway.